GCUUGUUCCAAGUCCAAGUUGUGAAGUGUGAAGAUUUGUACAUUGACAUGACGGAGCACGAAAGCACGAUUGACCUCAAUCCAGCGGCGGACGAGAUUAUCGACGACAGCAUGGCAGUAGACGAUGCCCCUGCUGUAAAGAGAAAGGGAAGAGGAUUUGCUUCUACGGCAGAAUCCCGCGUUUCAAAUAAAUACGACAGCUAUGAUCGUAUGGAUGAGGACUCAACCGUCCAAGUUUCUACAAAUGCUCAGAGAUCCGUCGAAGGUUGGAUCGUCGUUGUUACCGGCGUGCACGAGGAAGCUGAUGAAGAGGCUGUUACAGAAAAGUUCGCAGAAUACGGAGAGAUAAAAAACUUGCACCUUAAUCUCGAUAGACGAACAGGUUAUGUUAAGGGCUAUGCGCUAAUUGAAUACGAGACAUACAAAGAAGCCAAAACAGCAAUCGACAGCGCCAACAACACCCAAUUCUAUGAACAAACCAUCCACGUAGACUUCACAUUUGUACGACCUCCAGAAGGUUCCGGCAGACAACCAGACCGUAGAGAUAGUAGAAGACGUCAACGAAGUGCUAGCCCAGGCAAGAGAUGGUAAUUUGUGCUUAAUGCACCAUCUUCGGCAGCAAUAUCAAUCCGAUAACAUCGAGUUGCCAUAUUACAAUUAAAAGACAAAAAUAAAAAAUUACUUCUGUAUCAAUGACGUCGUCAGGAUUUCAAUGUCCC
Molecule: messenger RNA, 718 nt
Organism: Umbelopsis ramanniana AG
Lineage: Eukaryota; Fungi; Mucoromycota; Umbelopsidomycetes; Umbelopsidales; Umbelopsidaceae
Exons: 5
Coding region: 48-590 (180 amino acids)
Biological process (GO): RNA splicing
Cellular component (GO): cytoplasm; nucleus; exon-exon junction complex
Molecular function (GO): mRNA binding
Source: RefSeq, a predicted model, not a curated record